Messenger RNA from Linum trigynum, 954 nucleotides. NCBI's taxonomy places the organism in Eukaryota, Viridiplantae, Streptophyta, Magnoliopsida, Malpighiales, Linaceae. The record is from the annotation of a GenBank genome assembly.
UAAUUUAGAGAGUAAGUUUUGAUAUAUGAAUUGUUUUGUUGGAUUGUAUUAAAAAAAUUCAAUGAUUUUUUUUAUUCAAACUAAUACUUAAUUAAUAACAAUAUCAAAUGUGAUAACACUCAAAUUAGUGUUAUUUGGAACCCAUAUUUAAGCUUAUUUUAAGUUAUUUUAUGUUCUUCACUGCCAAUAUACUGUCAAAUAUACCUUUGAUUCAUUCCAUGGAUGGAUCAUCACUUCUAGGGUGUAUUAAAUGAUAUGUAUGUAUUAGGUACCAAAAGGUGCACUAGUGUAGAGAAAGUGGCAACAAGGGAGAUCAUGGCUGAUGGAGCCAAGAUCGCAGCCUCCGGUGCCAAGAUCCAAACCAUAAACUCCGAAGACAAGGGAGUGAAGUGGGGCACCAAGAUCGCAACUUGCAGUGCAAAGAUCUCGGUCGCGAUCUUCUGCCUCUUGCCCGUGAACUUGACCUCAAGAUUGCAGCCUCAAGUUCACGGCCAUGAACUUUGGAGACAAGGGUGUGAACUUCAGGAGUGGCCAACACGGGAGAAGCAUAGAGUCUCGACAGUCACCUCGCAGCCCCCGAUUUCCAACAAGGCAAAAAUGGUGACCCUCAAGAUUGCAGCCUCUGCCCCAAAGAUCUCGGUCGUGAUCUUCAGGCCCUUGCCCGUGUCUGCGGAAUUCUAUAAAUAGGGGACUCCUCCAUCAUUUCAAGCGGAAGAAGCUUGUUGAUAAUAUAUGGUGGACCGGUAAGCGCUCUAUUUCAUAACUGACACGCCAAAACACAACACCAAUCUGCGACCAAGUGUAAUCGCAGACCGGGAAUGCAGUAACAGGCAAGUUAUAUUAUCAACCCGGGGUCUAGAUCUACUGCUUACUCAGUGAUUCUCUGUUAUCUAGCCAACUAGAGUAAGUGAUUGUUGUUUAAACUAAAAGCAGAAAUAAAGCAGGACAUUAUUC